Drosophila navojoa is the source of this 2417-nucleotide messenger RNA. It is a transcript of the gene Oseg5, whose product is annotated as intraflagellar transport protein Oseg5. Gene Ontology annotation, biological process: cilium assembly. The record is from RefSeq and is a predicted model, not a curated record. Gene Ontology annotation, cellular component: cilium; intraciliary transport particle B. Gene Ontology annotation, molecular function: protein binding. NCBI's taxonomy places the organism in Eukaryota, Metazoa, Arthropoda, Insecta, Diptera, Drosophilidae.
ACAGAAAAAUGAAACUAAAGACACGCGUUUGCAAAAGAAAUUCAGCUAAAAUAGCGGAAAAUCCACAAGAGCGGAAUAAACCAUUAAAUAAUUAUCCCCUGAGCUGUGUGGACUGGAGCAGUAACGAGGAGAUCUACUUUGUCAGCGAUGAUCGUCAGAUUUACAAGUGGAACGAUGUGAGUCGCGAUACCGUGGAGGUGGCGAAGCUGCCGGAUGACUUUAUACCCACGGAUAUGCACUGGCUGCUGUUGGGUGGCCGCAGCAGUGGCGGCGGCAAGGGCAGUGAUACGCUGCUCAUUUGCAGCAACGACGGACGCUUCAUCAUAUUGAACAAGAGUGCGCGGGUCGAGCGCAGCAUUUCCGCCCACACGGCGGCAAUUAGCUCGGGUCGCUGGAGUCCCGAUGGCGCUGGCCUCUUGACCGCCGCAGAGGAUGGCGUCAUCAAGAUCUGGUCGCGAUCCGGCAUGCUGCGCUCCACGGUCAUACAGAGCGACGAGCCGAUCCGCUGUGCCCGCUGGGCGCCCACCUCAACGGCCAUUGUGUUCAGCCAGGGUGGCCACAUCUCCAUCAAGCCGCUGGCAGCCAAUAGUAAACUGAUAAGGGUGAGUUGUGGAGGUCAAAUCCGUUACUUUGAUUAUCCAUUUCAGUGGCGGGCCCAUGACGGUCUAGUGCUGUCUCUGAGCUGGUCGGGGCAAUCGAACAUCAUAGCCUCUGGCGGUGAGGAUUUCCGUUUCAAGAUCUGGGAUGCCCAGGGCGCCAGUCUGUAUACGAGUGCGGCCGAGGAGUAUGCCAUAACGUGCGUGGCCUUCAAUCCCGAGAAGGAGUACCUGCUGGUGGGCACCUUCAACAUGCUCAAGCUGUGCCACAGCACGGGCUGGUCCUACAGCAGUGCACGCUUCACGGCGCCGAGUGUGGGCUCCUUUUACGUCUUGUCCUGGUCGGCGGAUGGCACUCAGGUGGCCUGUGGCACUGCCACGGGGCAGCUGAUUGUCGGCUACGCCGUGGAGCAGCAGGUCAUUUCGCGCAACCUGAAGGCAACGAGCACGGGUCGCAAAUGCAUUGCGCUCCAGGACAUCGCCAAUGGCAGCAAGGAUGUGCUGGAGUUUCCGCAGCGGGUCAUCAACUUUGCCCUCGGCUAUGGCCAUCUGGUGGUAGCCACCACCCAUCAGCUACACAUCUAUAACGAGAAGUACAUCAACACCCCGAUCAUCAUCGAUGGCCGCAACGAUGUGCGCGUCAUUGAGGUGGGCAAGAAGUACUUCAUGGUGCUGGAUGCCGCCUCGAUAUGGGUGUACACCUACACGGGCCGUCUGCAUCUCAAUCCCCGCUAUCCAGGCUCGCAGGCGCAGCUCCCGCUCCUCAACUGGCGCUCCAUUUCCCUGGGCCUCGAUGUGCUAGCCAUCAGAGACAAUUCGGAGACCUCGCUGCUGCAUCUCUUCGAUCUGAUUCCGGGCGCCUCACGGCAAUAUGAGCCGCAGUCCCUGCGAGCCAAGCAGCAGCUGGCCGAGAUCGCUGCCUGUCGCGCCGGCAGUCCGGACGAUCAGUUCAUCGCCUUCAUUGAUACCAAUCGAGAGCUGUACAUCAGCGAGACACGAAACAUUAGCGGCAACUCCUCGACAGAUCGCACGGCCAAUGGCUCUGACGAGAUCUACAAGAUCGGCACCCAGCUGACAGCCAUCAGGUGGGCCAGCGAGACGAACAUCUUAGUAGGUGUGCACGACUCCUGCUACAGCAUCUGGUACUGUCCUGGCGAGGGCUCUGCCGAUCCCACUAUCAUCGCCCUGACCACCAUCACACUGGACACAGCUGAGUUUGGCAAACACGUAGCCAUCGAUAGUUUUGAGGAUGCCGUGAUCACCUUUCGCUGCGCUGGAGCUCUGCUGCCGGUAAACGUGAACAUCUACUGCGAGGUGUUGCAUCGCACUCUGCAGGAGGGUCAGUGGCAGCAGGCGCUGAGGAUCUGUCGGCUGGCGCAGCACACGAGUCUGUGGGCCACCCUGGCCGCCGUCGCCACGCGCAAGCAUCAGCUGCAGCUCAGCGAGGAGGCCUACUCGGCUGCCCUCCAGAUCGACAAGGUGAGCUAUCUGCAGUACCUGAAGACGUUGUCGCCCUCGAGCGCCGAGCAGAUGGCCGAGAACUCGCUGAUGCUGGGUCGCUUGCUCGAGGCGGAGACCAUACUGCUGCACAAUCGCAAAUAUGAGCAGGCCGUAGCGCUGGCCCUGCGUAUGCACAACUGGAAGCGGGCACUCGAAAUAGCACUGAAACAUCAGGCGGAGCAGCCCGAUUUGGAGCUCGUGCAGCGCGUGCUGCGGGAGCGACAGCGCUACCUGAAAGCCCUGCAGCGCGAUGAGUGGGAAGCACUAUAUCUCAGUCAAAUCAAGGACGGUAAUAUUAGUGAAUAAAGAUAAUGAACUCAA